AUGUCGACCUUCUCCCUAUCGAGGACUGAGAGUCCACAGGCCUUCGUCUCGAGUUUUGCCCCGCGCGUUCGCACAUACCAAAACUCGCUCUUGACACCGGCCAUCCAACCGCAAAAUGCCAUCCCUCCUCUGCGCACGACAAAGCGCGGCACCACUGCCAUCAACUACUCCGAGGACUUUGAGAACGACAGUCUAGUCGAAGAUAGCGACGCACCCCGAAGACCAACCGGCCUACGCAGUCUGCGCCAGAACGAGUCCCAGACCGUCGUUACUACCGGACCCGUUCAGUCGACUGAAUUAACAAGUGCCGUUGAUGUUCAAGGCAUCUGGCGUGAGUGGAUGGGCAAGCCGAAGAAGGCCAUGACAGAAAGACAGGUCAUGCUGCAAGCACAACUUCCUCUCAACCUCGUUCCUAUCCGCAUCGACUUGAGCGUCAGUCCUUUCCAACCAGAAGCUCCUCUGCCCAAGCCCCAAAUUGGGCGCGACCUCGGUGUUGACGAAAAUUCGCCUGCAUACAAGGCUCCCGAUAUCACUCCUGAAUUUCGCAUCAAGGAUAGCUUCCUUUGGAAUCUACACGAGGCUCUCAUGACCCCCGAUCAAUUCGCCAAGGUCUUUGUUGACGAGCUGGACUUUCCCUUGGAACGUCGUCCCGCUCUAGCAAUCCAAGUCUCUCAGCAGAUCCGCACACAACUAGAAGAACAUGCUGCCGUCGUCAUGCACCCGCUGUUCAACCCUACCCCCACCACCACCACUGAGACUCGCAACAUCUCGACACGCCCUCCCCUCUCACGCGAAAUCUCCUCCACACCCUUCGCACAAACUCCAUCUGCACAACAGCCGCAAACAAAUGGUGUCAAUACUCCUAAUGCCGCCCAAACACCCUUGCCCAACGACGCCAAUGUUUCAGCCGUUGCUCAACCUCUACCACCCUCUUCCGUACACAACCCUGACGACGCCCACCGCUGCAUCAUCUCGCUCUCGAUCAACCUUAUGAAUAGACUUUACACCGACAAAUUCGAGUGGUCACUUAUGCACCCGGCAGGCUUCCCCGAGAUCUUCGCCAAACAGACCUGCGCCGACUUGGGUCUAUCAGGAGAAUGGGUCCCCGCACUCGCUCACGCCAUCUACGAGGCUGUCUUGAAGCUGAAGAAAGAAUACUGUGAGAACAACGGUUCAUUGCUUGCAGUCAUCGGCAGUGGUAUUGAUGCUUGGGGUCAAAUCGACAACGAGUCUGCAGAGGUACAUGGCGAUGGUUCACUGGCAAUAGGAGAAGCCGCUGGCUGGCGCUUCGACAACGACGAUCUAGGAGCUGAAUGGCAACCGCGUGUUGAAGUAUUAAGCAAGGACGAGAUCGAAAAGCGUGAAGGAGACCGUGAACGCCAGAUUCGCAGACAAAGACGUGAGAUGGCUGCACGCGCUAACGCUGGAUUUGCACCACCGCCUGCUUUGGCAAAUGACUACUUUGGUUCCCAGUCUGGUGCUGGUGAUGAGGAGAGAAUGGGCAGAGGCGAGAGAAGCAAGAAGAAGAGACGAUUCCGCAGUCUGAGUCCUACAGGUCGUGAGACGCCUGACUUUACUGCUGCCUUUGGUGGUGAGCAAGGCAAGCUGACCGAGGCUGAACGCCCCGUCUGGCAAUGCAGUCAUUGUCGCAUUGGUGGAAGUGCUGUCUGGGCUGUCCGCGACGGUCCUAAUGGAUCUAGAUCACUCUGCAACAACUGCGGUCUUCUGUACGAACGCGACAAGCGUCUGCCACCCUGGGCUAAGGAUCUCUACCUGGUCGAACAGCCCAAACCCAGCAGGUAA
This is a messenger RNA of Aureobasidium melanogenum CBS 110374, 1803 nucleotides long. RefSeq names its product SNF5-domain-containing protein. Gene Ontology annotation, cellular component: nuclear chromosome; RSC-type complex; nucleus. The transcript is spliced from 2 exons. Gene Ontology annotation, biological process: regulation of transcription by RNA polymerase II; chromatin remodeling. Gene Ontology annotation, molecular function: zinc ion binding; transcription coregulator activity. Bases 1 to 1803 code for a protein of 600 amino acids. Lineage: Eukaryota; Fungi; Ascomycota; Dothideomycetes; Dothideales; Saccotheciaceae. The record is from RefSeq and is a predicted model, not a curated record.